AUGCGAGACCUAAGUUCGGUGCAGAUGACUUGCAAGGCGUGGACUUCUAAUGCUCAAAGACAUCUCUAUGCCAACAUUGAGAUUGUUGGUGACGACAAUCCAUUGAUGCUCCAGAAAUGGAGGUUGUCUCGCGGCGCGCGUCUGAUACGUCUUCGCUCUACACUUCGAUCGGACAGUCUACUUGCAGCGUUGGUCAAAAAGAUGCAUGUGCCUGACCCACACAUUCCUUUAUAUCUGCCCAACGACUAUCCGAACCCAGACUAUGAUGGCUAUCUGUGCAUACUAGCAUCUGUGGUUAUGUCCUGUCCAAAUCUCGAGGCAUUGACAGGCUUCGUUCCAUUCUACAAUCACACGUUUGAUCGCCUGACAUAUGCCCUAUCGACAAGGACCAAACUACGGCAGCAUACCUGGGUCGUUGCAGAAAAUGACGAUGUCAGCGCCCGGAGCCAGACACAGUUACCUCCGGGAUUGUUGGAUGAUCAGCAACUCUAUGAAUUCACACACUAUCAUGAUCGCUGGAUACAUCUUGAGACUCUCAUGCUCUGUUCACCAGGCAGUCUUGGGGUCAUUGAACACGAUCUUUUCAUUCAUAUUCUUCAUUCCUUACCAUCACUUGAAAAUUUAUGCAUAUCAUCCUUCGACGCAGAUGAUUUUCAUGACAAGACACUGCUUUCAUUGCCUCCGGUACGAUGUCUUAGACUUGAGGAGUGCCCUGGAGUCACCGAAAAUGGCCUGACGAGAUGGGCGGCAAGCCCAAGCGCUGCUCGUGUGAAGGAGCUCAUCCUGCUCUAUCAAUCAAUCAUGGCUCUCUCAACUCUAUCGAAAUUGCUGGCUAGUUUGAAUUGUAUGACCAAAUUCACUGUCAUGCAGAGUGAUAGCGAGCCUUCAUUUACACAAGAGGAAGAGCAACUUGCUUUACAACCCACUCUCGCAUCCUCAUCGCUAACGUUCAUACAUUGGGACAUUCUCUGCAGAGAGAACCAGGGAAUGAAGAGUACACGCGCAAAUGCAACAUUCAGUCAUGCCCCUUCCAGGCAUCGAAUGUCAGCAAAUGCCCACCUUGCGCAGUCGAUCCGACAUGGAGGUUUUCCACAACUUCAGCAUCUUCGAGCCCCGCGCGAUACAGCACCAUACGGCAUCCUACAGUCUGUAUGUCUACCUGCUCCUGAACACGGGUUCCUUCUACCAAAUGACAAGGACGGUAUGGACGACUUUCAUGCGAAGCCGUAUUCAAACUCCCUUGCUGUCGCACGAAUUAGAGCCCAGAGGAUGGCUCGCCAAGCAGUGCAGCAGCAGGCUCUCAGUCAGAAUGCUUCACAGAGUAUGGUGCGGACCACCAAUAGAUAUGUGGAGACUGACACAAGAGGAACGACUGGUCAGGAUGAUACUACUUCAGUGGUAAGUCACAAGGGUCCCGAAUAUUCCGCGCUUCGCCGUGAUGACGACAGAGGAAACGGCGUAUCUCACUCAGCCAAGAAAGAUACCUAUCAUCGUGUCGCAGGCUCUCCCCUUCUACCACCCCGGCAUCCCCUCCACUUCAACACGGCAACAUUUGGUUAUGGGCAAAUCCAUCUUGCAAAGGUCAAUCAAGGCCCGGCGACGACCUUUUGGCGUCCUCAGUUUCUCCUUGAACCAAAUGUUGUAGGACGCGAUCAAAAUGGAGGGUUGGUGGGUUGGGCAGAGCUCUUAGGUAUCCAAGAAAAGGCGAAAGCAGGAAGCGGUGCUAGUACAGGGAGCACAAGCCUAAGGUCCGAAAACGAUCGCUCUGGAAGCAGUAGCGAGCAUGAUUUACCGACGAGCGACCGACUUUCAAGAGCAUCGCGUUGUGAUGGCUUAUGGAACCGCGCAUCAGGGCCAGACCUAAAUACCGAAAGCCAGUAUAGCCUCAAAAAGGUCUUGACUUCAUCAUCUAGAUUCAGUGGAAGUUCGAAAUCCACUACAAGCUCACGGUCAAAAUCAAAAUCAUCCUCGAAACUGACCCUUCCUCUCGAUAUUCGAUCGUCAGGGAAGUCGAGAUAUAUGGAAACAUGGAGGCACGUUGCAAGGCCGAGAGGUGAGAGCGGUCAAGCUAUCAGGAUUCAGGAUUUCUUCUGA
Molecule: messenger RNA, 2094 nt
Organism: Exophiala bonariae
Lineage: Eukaryota; Fungi; Ascomycota; Eurotiomycetes; Chaetothyriales; Herpotrichiellaceae
Exons: 1
Coding region: 1-2094 (697 amino acids)
Source: RefSeq, a predicted model, not a curated record